Symbiodinium pilosum is the source of this 186-nucleotide messenger RNA. Lineage: Eukaryota; Dinophyceae; Suessiales; Symbiodiniaceae. The record is from the annotation of a GenBank genome assembly.
AUGGUGCGUGCAAUCUUCUUCCUCCAGGUUGCGGUAUGGCUCAUGGCGGACCAUGUUGGAGCAAUGUCAACAACACUGCCGGAGUCCUGUCGCGAUGAGGCUUCCUGCGAGCUUCCGUUGACCCAUGCCGGUGACGAGAUGUCGGCCCUGCAGGCAGAGGUGCGCCCGGCUUGGGAUGCGGAAAAG